Molecule: messenger RNA, 1584 nt
Organism: Baudoinia panamericana UAMH 10762
Lineage: Eukaryota; Fungi; Ascomycota; Dothideomycetes; Mycosphaerellales; Teratosphaeriaceae
Exons: 9
Coding region: 1-1584 (527 amino acids)
Biological process (GO): carbohydrate transport; transmembrane transport
Cellular component (GO): membrane
Molecular function (GO): carbohydrate:proton symporter activity
Source: RefSeq, a predicted model, not a curated record
AUGAAGCAAUACGGCAACGUGUACCUCAUUGCGGCCAUUUCCAUUAUUGGAGGUGGCCUUUUCGGCUUCGACAUCUCUUCCAUGAGCGCCAUUAUUGCCGGCCAAGGCUACCUCUGUUACUUUAAUCAAGGCCCAAAGCCGUGUUCAGGUCCAUCCGCGAACACCCAAGGCGGGAUCACCGCUUCCAUGGCAGGUGGAAGCUGGCUGGCUUCGCUCUUCUCCGGAUUCCUCAGCGAUGCGCUCGGCCGCAAGAAGACUAUCAUGGUCGGCGCUGUCAUCUGGGUCGUCGGCUGCAUUAUCGUCUGCUCUGCUCAGAAUAUCCCGCAGCUAAUCGUCGGUCGUAUCAUUAACGGCCUUUGCGUCGGUAUCUGCAGUGCCCAGGUUCCCGUCUACAUCGCUGAGCUAGCACCCCCAACAAAGCGUGGCCGUCUCAUUGGUGCGCAGCAAUGGGCGAUCACGUGGGGCAUCAUGAUCAUGUUCUACAUCAGCUAUGGGUCCUCCUUCAUCAAUGGCCCCGCAGCCUUCCGCGUCCCGUGGGCUCUUCAAAUGAUUCCGGCCAUCGUUCUGUUCUUCGGCAUGAUGAUCCUUCCAGAGUCGCCGAGAUGGCUAGCCAGCAAGGACCGCUGGGAGGAAUGCGAGCAGGUCCUCGUCCUGGUCCACGGCCAUGGUGACCCGCACAGCCCAUGGGUCGCUCGCGAGUUCAGAGAGAUCAAGGAGUGGCUCGAGAUUGAGCGCCAGAGCAAGCAGAUUAGCUAUCUCACCCUCUUCACUCCGAGGUACAUCAACCGCACCCACAUCGGCUUAUUCACGCAGAUUUGGAGCCAGCUAACUGGCAUGAAUGUCAUGAUGUAUUACAUCACUUAUGUCUUCACGAUGGCCAACAUCCAAGGCAACAAUCUGUUGGUCAGCUCGAGCAUUCAGUACGUCAUCAAUGUCGUGAUGACCAUACCCGCUCUGAUCUGGAUCGACCGUAUCGGCCGUCGCCCAACGCUGCUUGUCGGUGCGGCACUCAUGGCGACAUGGCUCUUCAUCAACGCUGGCAUUCUCGGAGGCAUGGGCGUCUAUCAGCCUGAAGGCGUGCACAAUAUCAAGGAAGCCAAGGUCCUCGUCACCGGAGCCGCGAGCAAGGUCGUGAUUGCGUGCAGCUACUUGUUUGUCGCCUCCUAUGCUCCGACGUGGGGUCCAGUCUCAUGGAUCUAUCCGCCUGAGCUUUACCCUAAUCAGCUUCGUGGCAAAGCUGUCGCCUUCGCUACUUCAGGCAACUGGGCCUUCAACUUCGCCCUCGGCUACUUCGUGCCUCCCGCUUUCGAAAACAUCACCUGGAAGACAUACGUCGUGUUCGGGGUCUUCUGCGUUGCGAUGUUCAUCCAUGUCUACUUCAUGUUCCCAGAGACGGCUGGUAAGCCGCUGGAGGAGGUGAACGAGAUGUUCGAGACACCUCCGCCUGGAGGGCUUAAGUACAUAGGCACACCAGCGUGGAAGACCAAGAACUACUACUCCACCAGUGCCCGCAUGGAGCAUGGUGAGCUGCUGGAGAAGAGGCUUGACGAUGAGCAGUCGCCGGAGCGCAAGGAGUCCGCUUAG